AUGGAACCCGUCCCCGAGUCACGUAUGCAAUCCUUCGAGGAGAUCUAUGGGCCACCGGAGAAUUUCCUCGAGAUCGAAGUGGGAAACCCUCAAACACAUGGAACCUCCCGAAACAUGUAUACCUCGUAUGAGAUCACCUGCAAAACCAACAUUCCCGCAUUCAAGUUGAAAAGCUCCAUUGUGCGCCGUCGCUACUCCGACUUUGAAUAUUUCCGUGAUAUUCUCGAGCGCGAGAGUACCAGGGUGACCAUUCCCCCGCUGCCGGGGAAGGUGUUCACCAACCGAUUCAGCGACGACGUCAUCGAGCACCGUCGCGAGGGGCUCCAGCGAUUCCUGGAAAUUGUUGCAGGGCAUCCGCUGCUGCAGACCGGAAGUAAAGUGCUGGCUAGUUUCAUACAGGACCCGAACUGGGACCGCAAUGCGUGGUAG
Molecule: messenger RNA, 429 nt
Organism: Penicillium macrosclerotiorum
Lineage: Eukaryota; Fungi; Ascomycota; Eurotiomycetes; Eurotiales; Aspergillaceae
Product: sorting nexin-3
Exons: 3
Coding region: 1-429 (142 amino acids)
Biological process (GO): endocytic recycling; late endosome to Golgi transport
Cellular component (GO): retromer complex; early endosome membrane
Molecular function (GO): phosphatidylinositol-3-phosphate binding
Source: RefSeq, a predicted model, not a curated record